AUGGCUGCAUGGCGGAGUUGUAAAUACAAGGCAAAGUUAAGUUUGAAGGAUUCGCUUGGUUCACAAUUGCUAAAGCGUAAGUGUGCAGGCAUGAAGAGACUUGAAGAUGAAUCCCAACAGAAGCCAAUAGCGGACUAUUUCUGGCCAAUUGCCGAUUCUCUAUUCUGGAACAUUCUGGUAGAGGCUAUCUUUGAGGCAAUCUCCAUGGAUUUCUGUGAAAAAGGAGUUGUAAUGUCUCGUCAGGAUGCUCAGGAUCUGGUCUCGAGUCCCGUUGGGGACCAAGGUGAUGCCUAA
Messenger RNA from Protopolystoma xenopodis, 294 nucleotides. NCBI's taxonomy places the organism in Eukaryota, Metazoa, Platyhelminthes, Monogenea, Polystomatidea, Polystomatidae. The record is from the annotation of a GenBank genome assembly.